AUGGAUGGUGCUAUCAUUGUUGUUGCUGCUUCCGAUGGUCAAAUGCCCCAAACUCGUGAACAUCUCCUACUCGCUCGCCAAGUCGGUGUCCAAAGAAUUGUCGUUUUUGUCAACAAGGUCGAUGCUCUCGAGGAUGCAGAAAUGUUGGAACUCGUCGAAAUGGAAAUGCGUGAACUUCUGUCCACAUACGGCUUCGAUGGUGACGAAACUCCAAUUGUCAUGGGGUCUGCCUUGUGUGCUCUUGAGGGGCGUCGGCCGGAAAUCGGAGAACAGAAGAUCAGUGAGCUCUUGGAUGCUGUCGAUACUUGGAUUCCGACCCCUCAGCGUGAUCUUGACAAACCUUUCUUGAUGGCCAUUGAAGAUGUUUUCUCCAUCCCUGGACGUGGGACUGUCGCUACUGGCCGUGUUGAACGUGGUAUCCUCAAGAGGGGUGAAGAAGUUGAACUCGUAGGAUAUGAAGAUGUCCCGAUCAAGACCAUCGUUACUGGCCUCGAAACCUUCAAGAAGGAGCUUGAUUCUGCCCAAGCCGGCGACAACUCAGGGCUUUUGCUCCGUGGUAUUAAGCGUGACCAGGUCCGUCGUGGUAUGGUCGUUGUCAAGCCUGGUACUACCAAGGCUCACAAUAAAUUCCUCGCUUCUCUCUACGUCCUUACCAAGGAGGAGGGUGGGCGCCACACUGGAUUCCAUGGUAACUACCGCCCACAGAUGUUCUUGAGAACCUCUGAUAUCCCGGUCACCAUCGACCUCCCUGAGGGAUCUACCGACGAUAGCCACAAGAUGAUCAUGCCUGGAGACAAUCUUGAGGUUCAGUGCACCAUCUUCAAGCCUAUGGCAGUUGACCCUGGUCAACGGUUCAACCUCCGAGAGGGUGGCCGAACUGUUGCCACUGGCUUGGUCACCAGAAUUCUCUAGGGACAGCUUAUAAAAUUCUAGUAUUUAUUUUACUUACAUCAUGGACAUGAUUUUUACCAAGCAAGGUUGAGGUGGGGUUUUUUUUCCUGUGAUUAUACUCUCCAUUC
Molecule: messenger RNA, 1019 nt
Organism: Tuber melanosporum (Perigord truffle)
Lineage: Eukaryota; Fungi; Ascomycota; Pezizomycetes; Pezizales; Tuberaceae
Exons: 4
Coding region: 1-912 (303 amino acids)
Biological process (GO): mitochondrial translational elongation
Cellular component (GO): mitochondrion
Molecular function (GO): GTPase activity; translation elongation factor activity; GTP binding
Source: RefSeq, a predicted model, not a curated record